ACUCUCACGCCCACACAUAACUUUGAAUACACGUUGAACACUUAUUACACCACACGCCCGUGCGCUAUUCGAUACAUAUCUUCCGUGCGCCCUCGCCCUCUUUCGCCAUUGAUCUUGCACGACACCCGGCCUGCUGCCAUCGGAUCCACACCGCCAUCCGCCCAGACGGCCAACCACUGCGAUAUUCCGAAUGCCUUUGUAAGGACCCUGUAAUCGCCUCCGCCAAACCCUCCCAGCACGCCAUCCUCCCUCUGCAUCUCGACACCUCUUCUCACCGCGCCGCGCAAUCGUAGAUGAGCGGCCCUUCGCCGGGACCUUCAUAGGGACCCUUGCGUUUCUCUCCACCAAGCUCUCUCCUCUUCCUCCGCUCCUUCACCAAGCACCUAGCUAGCUAUGGCGUCAGACAUUCCCCCCCAGAGCCCGGACGCUGUCGCAACCCUCCGCAGCGAGCACGAAUCCAACGAUUACACCCAGGACCGCCCCCUAUCCGCCCGGAGCCGCAGCCCAAAAAGGCGUCGUACUCAUAACCACAGUCACACUGUCGACCCCGACCAAGACGAUCCGCUUGUUAGGAAGAGCGCAUCCAAAAAACUCGAAAAGAUGAUUGCCCCCUACCUCGCACACCAUAUCCCCUCACAGUACAACCCUCUCGGUGCCAAUGAGAUGGACGACCGCUCCAGCGCCAACACAAAGUUCUGCUACCGUCACCGCCCCGACAUGCUGUGUCGAAAGCAAGCCGACGAGCCCACCAUGGAGAUGCUGCAAGAGGAACUGGGCCAUGAAUCCCAAGCCGACCAGCAGAGCAUCGCCAACGUUUGGUCGCUCUUCUCCGCCGCCCCUGCCCGCCAGCGCAAUCUCAUGCUACAAGGAAUCCUGUCCGCCUGCUGCUUUCCUCAGCUCUCCUUCAUCUCCUCCAAUGUGCGCAACCUCAUCAAGAUCGACUUCCUCUCUGCCCUCCCUACUGAGCUCGGCUUCAAAAUCCUCUGCUACCUCGACACCACCUCCCUCUGCAAAGCUGCCCAGGUCAGCCGCCGAUGGCGACAGCUGGCCGACGACGACGUCGUGUGGCACAAAAUGUGUGAGCAACACAUUGACCGAAAAUGCACAAAGUGCGGUUGGGGCCUCCCGCUUCUCGAUCAGCGCAGGUUGCGGACCGAGAAGAGGCGCAUCCAACUACGUGCAUCCGGUCGCGGACUCAACGAGUGGUCUCCCGACGUCACCCCGAUGCCGGAAUCGUUCCAGCCAGAGCACAACCCGCCUUCUGCUUCACUUGUAUCUCACACAUCAGACUCUUCCAACUCAAUCGCAUCCAAACGCUCCGCUCCCGACUCGCUGUCUCCCGAGAUCUCUGCCAAACGCCUUUGCCACGACUCUCCUCACGAACAGCAAGUCUCGGAAUUUGACCAACCCAAGAAACGGCCCUGGAAGGAUGUCUACAAAGAUCGUUUCAAGGUGGGCACUAAUUGGAAAUACGGCCGCUACUCCACACAAAUCUUGAAGGGGCAUUCCAAUGGUGUCAUGUGCCUCCAGUUUGACGAUCAGAUUCUCAUAACCGGGUCGUACGACGCAACCGUCAAAGUAUGGGACCUAACCACUGGCAAGGAAAUCCGAACUCUCCAAGGCCAUACCGAGGGUAUUCGCUGUCUACAAUUUACCGACACUGUUCUAAUCACAGGAAGCUUGGAUGGCUCCGUCAAAGUAUGGGAUUGGAGGACGGGGGAGUGCAAGGCGACCAUUCGCUCCCACGACCGUGUUCCCAACAGCGGCGUGAUAGGAGUCCACAUGGUAGACAACAUCCUGGCAACUGCUUCGACUGACCAUACCAUCGUUGUUCACGAUGUGCGCAGCCGCUCCAAGUAUGCGCUUGUUGGCCACGAGGAGUGGGUCAACUGUGUCAAGUUGGACAUACCUUCGCGGACACUUUUCUCGGCUUCGGAUGACAUGACGGUAAAACUCUGGGAUCUUGAUACCCAGCAAUGCAUCCGGACGUUUGAGGGGCAUGUUGGCCAGGUUCAGCAGGUCCUUCCUCUCCCCCGGGACUUUGAGAUUGACGAAGCGGAUUUUGAAGAUGCCACCAAUGAUUCGUCGGACACGUCGUCCAACACCUCGUCGCGUCACCAUUCACCAUUGGAGGCGGAUGGCGCCGAACCCCUAUUUCCCGACGACCCCGAGCGGCCGGCGCCGCCUUCUUACUUCAUUACCGCCGCCUUGGACGGUACCGUCCGUCUCUGGCACGUUCCUACCGGCCGCACCAUUCACUCCUUCUUUGGUCACAUCGAAGGCGUGUGGAGCCUGGCCGUGGACAGCCUGCGUCUGGUCUCUGGUGCCGAGGACAAGAUGAUCAAGAUCUGGGAUCCCCGCACAGGCAAGAAUGAGCGCACACUUACCGGGCAUACCGGUCCCGUGAACUGUGUGGGUCUGAGCGACUCUCGUUUGAUUAGCGGCAGUGAGGACGGGACGAUCCGUGUGCACUGUUUCGUCGGCGAGGCAUGA
Molecule: messenger RNA, 2493 nt
Organism: Periconia digitata
Lineage: Eukaryota; Fungi; Ascomycota; Dothideomycetes; Pleosporales; Periconiaceae
Source: the annotation of a GenBank genome assembly